This is a messenger RNA of Orbicella faveolata, 1947 nucleotides long. RefSeq lists its product as uncharacterized. Gene Ontology annotation, molecular function: RNA binding. The record is from RefSeq and is a predicted model, not a curated record. Lineage: Eukaryota; Metazoa; Cnidaria; Anthozoa; Scleractinia; Merulinidae.
AGUACGGUCAAUGUUGCGGUGCAAAUGUUUUAAAAACUUGCUUACUUUUAUAUUACUACUUUUAUUUAGCUAUUGAGACAGAGGACUACAGACAUUUGGAAUGUACUGGCACGGUACACAGGAGAUCAGAUGAAAGUAGCUGCCAUGUCGCGUGAUUCAGAACAAGGCACAGACCCAAAGAGCCAAAGAACCCAAGGUAACCCACGAAGAAGAAGACGAAACCAAGGUGAACUGAGCUGGUAUGACAGGGCUGUUAAUACAGAUUGCCAAGAAGAGGUAAUGCAGAUCCCAAAGGACAAGAUAGGACUUAUUAUAGGAACAAGGGGACGAAGAAAGGAAGAAAUAAUGAAAGAAAGUGGAGUUAAAGAGUUGAUCAUCAGAGAAGACCAAGUCCAUUUAAGAGGAACAGAAGAACAGUGCUCCAACGCAAAAAAGAUUAUAGACAGGAUUUUAAAGGGAGAAAACAGCCCUCAUCUAGGCUCUUGGAAAAAGCUCGACUUUAUAUCCAAGAAUUACAUGGGUGUAGUCAUUGGAAGAAACCACGAGCAACUGAACGACAUAGAACAAAAUACAGGGGCAAAAUUGAAAGCCGGCUCUAAAAGCAAUCAGGAUGACGUGCUCUAUAUCAAGGGACCUAUUGAAAGUCAAAAGAGAGCUAUUCGAAAAAUAAAAGAAAUCGUGUGCAAUUUGAUGAGACACUCAAGUAAACGCAUACAUUGGCUGGUUCAGGUGGAUACGACCCAAUUAGACCUGAACCUCGAAUUAAAGCUGUCCAGGGUACAACUUCCAGAUGCCGGCAACUCUGGCGAAACUAUCUAUGAAGUGAAACCACUGGAGCAACCUUCGCGAGAUAUGGAGGAUUCUCCCCUUGGCUUCACUGGCAUAGAAAAAUUGAAAGAUAAACUCCUCACGGUGCUAGAUAAAAUUCACGAAGAAAAGGAAGAGGAGAGGGUCAUUGUAGACAUAUGGUGUCACUUCGGCCACGUCUACGUAACUAAGGUCGAUGAAGACGAACAAGACGAGGAAUAUUUUACUCUUGCGGAAGUUAAAAAAAACCUUGAGGACGGAAAGCUUGGUUGGAAGUCAAAAUUCAAAGGGGGAUUAGAAAAAAUAGAAGUUGAACACAUUGAAGAGAGUCUGGAAUCCCGUGCAGCUAAAGAAGAACUAAGAUACGACUUUACCUUCUACACUCCUACUUGUCGAUAUGUUCGUGUCAAGGUAUGGCUUACCGAGAAAGAUGGUGGCGAACAGGAAGGUGACGGAGCAAUUUCAAUGGCGUUCUCUCGCAGUGCACCCUUCAGUGUUAUGAAUGUCACGAGUCACGCGUUGCCGGAUGAGCAGGGUGAUUCAUCACACACGCCAUGUUUUUACCUGUGCUCUCAAACACAGCAGAGACUGAAGGCGGACAUUGUAAUGCCCUCCAAGGAGUGUGAUUACCGACUGUUCGUAAAAACAUACUCAGAGAUUGGCCUCGUUCCCAGGACGCCUCAAGCCGAAGAAGAAGAUAAAAUUUUAGAAAGUUAUCUCAUGGGAAUGAAGAUCGAGGAAGGUCAGUUAAUGCUGCCACCAGUUUCCGAGCGACCAGACGGGUUUGACCUGUUUUAUCAGCGACGAAGUCGAAGAAAGAUUUAUGAGUAUGAAAUGGUUGACGAAAAGUUUACCUUGCUUAUUUCCAAAUAUCAAGAGAAAACCGUGGAUGCCGCCGAAACUGAAGCGAGUGAUUUUGACGAAAUAGAUACAGAGACGGAUAUUCUUCUUCACUGUAAAGAAUGGGACCGAAUGCUUGAGGAAGAAAACUGGGAACCAGAGCAGAUUGUAGCCAAGUUACCUACUUUCUUACAGUUCUUGCGAGCAGUUCAGAGUAGUGUGGCACCAUAAAUUGCUGCCUGUGGCAGGGUAGUGUGAGUGGAGACUGAACUUUUUGAAAUAAACAUUUCCAAACACCGA